Messenger RNA from Anoplophora glabripennis (Asian longhorned beetle), 996 nucleotides. RefSeq names its product cathepsin L1. The record is from RefSeq and is a predicted model, not a curated record. Bases 1 to 996 code for a protein of 331 amino acids. Gene Ontology annotation, molecular function: cysteine-type endopeptidase activity. Gene Ontology annotation, cellular component: lysosome. The transcript is spliced from 7 exons. Lineage: Eukaryota; Metazoa; Arthropoda; Insecta; Coleoptera; Cerambycidae.
AUGAACCUCAAUUGCGUCCAGUCGUAUAAAAUAGUUGUAGUGACCGAUUACGACGACUUCAACAGUAGCAGUACAGAUUUAGAUCAAUUAUGGAAGAAAUUUAAGGAAAAGUUCAAUAAAACCUACACUGGUUACCACGACAUAAUGAAGAGAGUGGCGUGGGAAGAAAACUUGGAAAAAAUUAGAAAACACAACGAAGAAGCGGAGCAGGGAUUACACACUUACUAUAUCAAAGAGAACCAUUUAACCGAUAUGUCGCCUCAAAUCUACCUUCAAAGAAUGGUGAAACUGACGACAAGCAGGCAUAGAAAAGUCGAUUCUGAGACUGUGGGGGAUUUUUUCGAAAGAUUACAUCACUUACCAGAAGAAGUAAAUUGGAUGGAAAUUGGAUUUCAAACUCCCACUUCCAAUCAGAAGGACUGCGGAUCGUGCUACGCUUUCAGCGUCGUAGGGGCUAUUCAAGGUCAACUCUUCAAACAAACUGACAAGUUGGUUCCUUUAAGCGAACAGCAAAUAAUAGACUGUAGUGUACCCUACGGAAACUAUGGAUGUGGAGGAGGUUCUCUUCGCAACACUUUGAGAUAUUUAGAAAAAGCUGGAGGACUUAUGGCAUAUAUAGACUAUCCAUAUGUGUCAAAACAACAGCGAUGCUAUUUUGAUAAACAUAGAGCAUUAGUCAACAUAACCUCCUGGGCAGUUCUUCCUGCAAGAGACGAGAGAGCUUUGGAAAUAGCGAUUGCUAAAAUCGGACCAGUUGCUGCGUCUAUAAAUGCUAGUCCACACACGUUCCAGCUUUACCACUCAGGAAUCUACGACGAUCCGGCUUGUACAUCAAACCAUGUCAAUCACGCCAUGUUGGUUAUUGGUUAUACGAAUGAUACAUGGAUUCUAAAAAAUUGGUGGGGAAACCAUUGGGGAGAAAAUGGAUACAUGAAACUGAAAAGACAUAAAAACAGAUGCGGUAUCGCUAACUAUGCGGCAUAUGCCUUGAUUUAG